GCCCGCCACGGUUUCACGUGUGGUGUCUGCCGCGGUUCGCGCGCUCCGUUAUUGUUUCGCACACAAUAAUUAUUAAUAAAAUACAUUUAUUGCCUAAACAAUAACAGUCGUCGUUUUACGUGUACUCCGCAUUGUAUUUAUGCGUACAAAUUAUAGACACACAAUACUACUACUACUACUAAUAAUAAUAAUAAUUUAAUAUUGCUACCAUACAUAAUAUUAUUAUUAUUAUUUAGACGAGGUGUUUUUUAAAUAUUUUUUUUACCAUUCGUUUUUGCCGCGCUACCGCCGCCGCCUUCUCUCGGCCGUCCGACGAUAAUAAUAAUAUAAUAUUUAAAUAUUAUAAUAACGACUCUUGAGAAAAUUUAUUAUUCCCAGUGUUCGCGCCACGCACCUGUAGCAGGAGUGCAGGACGACCGUCGCUGUAGUGCGCGCGUGUGUGUCCCAGUGCAGUUUAUGCCGACCACUUGGUAAUAAUAUCGUCGCUGCCGCUGCUGUCGCCGUCGUUUAUUUCAAUAAUAAUAAUAAUAAUAAUACAUAUAUUGUAACCUCUCGUCUUUACUGACGCGAAUCCUACCACUACGUUCGUACGCCGCUGCGUGGAACACACGUGUGCGCGUGUGUAUUUAGUCGUCCGUCCGUCUGUGAUAAUCUUUUUUAAUUUUAAUUUUUUUUAAGUUUUUUUUUUUUAAAAUUUUUUUAUUCAAUCUUAUCCACUCACAAUUUGGGCCCAAAUUACAUAUACCGACUAAAGUGAUCGACUUUUUAAACUUUAAAAGUUGGUAUAACUUUUGAAAAAUGAAGAAAGAAGAACCAGCCAACGUGGAGACUGGAUUGGUCAUUAAACAAACCCGAUCAAUGAACUGUUCAAGAAUAUUGAAUCUCAUGGUUUUAUUUGGAUUUAUGGUAAAUUAUAUGUUACGAGUAAACUUUACAAUUGCCAUCGUAGACAUGGUACCUAACCAUAAGCAGAAUGUCUCGAUAGAACAAGCCGCUAAUUUUUCAACUUCAUCUUUAAAUGAAACCAAUGCUACUGUGAGUUGGACACAAUCUAAUCCACCUGGUGUUGUGAAGUUUAAUUGGUCCGAGUAUGAACAGAAUAUGAUAUUAGGCAGUUUCUUUUGGGGUUAUGUUCUUACGGAAUUGCCAGGUGGUCGUUUGGCCGAAAUGAUUGGAGCUCGACCGGUAUUCGGCUACUCUAUGUUGCUAGCGUCAAUGGUUACCUUAUUAACACCUAUGGCCGCAAAAAUUAGUAUAUAUUGCCUUAUGUUUUGUCGAGUAUUUUUAGGAUUUACUUUAGGAGUAACAUGGCCGGCUAUAUUACCACUUGCUGCCAAUUGGAUCCCACCAAAUGAACGUAGCAAGUUCAUGUCCAACAUGAUGGCUUCUACUUUAGGUGCAGCUAUUACAUUACCGAUUUGUGGUAUACUAAUCUCUGCAUGGGGAUGGGAAUCGGCAUUCUAUAUGACGGGAUUAGUAGGUCUUGCAUGGUCGAUCUUGUGGUUUAAUUUAGUUUUUGAGACACCUGCAGAUCAUCCUAGAAUUAGCGAAUACGAAAGACAUUAUAUUGAAACAGAAAUCGCUAAGCAAAGCAAACCUGGUACAAAGCCAAAAAAACUUCCAUGGAUACAAAUACUUACGUCAUUUCCUGUAUGGGCCAUAGUUAUUACACACGGAGCUAGUGUCUUUGGAUACUUUACUAUUGUCAAUCAGUUACCUACUUAUAUGAAGUAUUUACUUCAUUAUGACAUUAAAUCGAAUGGUUUUCUAUCUAGUCUCCCUUAUUUGGGUAAAUAUUUUAUGGCUUUGUUCGCUGGAAUAAUUGCUGAUCGUCUUCUAAAUUCUGAAAAAAUAUCCAAAACAAUGACUAGAAAAAUCUUCACUUUUAUCGGAGUAUUUACGCCUGGAAUUUUGAUGAUCCUACAAGUGUACUUUGGAAAUAACCAAGUGUGGUCUGUAAUGAUAUUCACUAUUGCAUUGACGUUGAACGGAGCAGUGACGGGUGGUUAUCUGGGAAACGGUUUGGACAUAGCUCCAAAUUUCUCUGGCACAAUAUUUGGAAUGGCAAAUACACUGUCUUCGUUUGGAGGGUCCUUGUCGUCGUACUUGGUGGGAAAACUAACGAAUAACAAUCAAACAUUUGAGCAAUGGUGCAUUGUAUUUUGGAUUUUGGCUGGGACUUACAUGUGUGGCGCCAUAGUAUUUUUAAUAUUCGGAACGGCAAAAACGUUAUCUUGGAAUUCGGGACCCAGCGCAGACGAACACAACGGUAUUUCAACAAACGAAUUGGAAGCAAUGAAACCUUUGAAAAAUUCUACAAGUUCUUAAUGAUUUAACGAAUAUCGAAUCUUUGGAGUAAAGACAAACAAAAUAUUUAACGACCACUGUGAAUUAAAUGUACAUAUUUUAUGAUUUUUAUUUUUAAACAUUGUAUUUACGUUGAAAUUAGUAUUUAUUUAUUUAAAUCUUAAAAUCUAACACUGAUAUUAAGUGAACUAUUAUAAAAUUAUAUACGUUGAUAAACAUCAUGAAGAGAGACUAAUAUAUAAAAUAUUUUUUUUUUUUUUUUUAAUAUGUAUUUUGUAUAUACUGUGCUGAUUGCUAACCCUAUUUAUUUAUUUAUUAUUAUAUCUGAUAUAUGUAUAAUGUAUAUCUGUAAUAAUGGAGAAUAGAUUAUGGGGAAGGCUUAUGAAUUUAAUAUUUAAUUUGUACGUAUCUAACAAAAACAAUUAUGAAUAAAUAAUAACGAGAUGAAAGUUC
Acyrthosiphon pisum (pea aphid) is the source of this 2760-nucleotide messenger RNA. Its product is annotated as sialin. The coding region runs from base 799 to 2328 and encodes 509 amino acids. The record is from RefSeq and is a predicted model, not a curated record. Gene Ontology annotation, biological process: monoatomic anion transport; transmembrane transport. Gene Ontology annotation, cellular component: membrane. Gene Ontology annotation, molecular function: transmembrane transporter activity. Lineage: Eukaryota; Metazoa; Arthropoda; Insecta; Hemiptera; Aphididae. The transcript has 11 exons.